AUGAUUGAAAUUGCACCUGACAUUGAAGAGGUGGAAACUAAAAAGCGCCAAAAGAAACCAUCCAAGAGGCUGCAAGCACUCUCAGGAGAAACUCCUGAAGAACCCAUCUCCUUUACAGGCCAUCAAAGAGCCAGGAUAUCUUACUAUAAUGCCUUAGACAGAGUUCUCACUGAACUGAGAGCGAGAUUUGGAAGCAGAGAUACACAUAUCCUGACACCCCUAGCAAAAAUGAUAUUAGGGAACGCAAUAGGGGAUGAUUUUAAGACAGUGUCUGAAUUCUACAAUGUGGAUCAAGACAUCCUAAUGGCUGAAACUGCCAUUUUUCACGAUCUGGAAGGCGUGGAUUUGAAUACUGCAAAUACAGUGCUAAGGUAUCUUUCCUCAAAUUCUCUGUGUGAAACUUUGCCACACUUCAGUGAGAUGACAAAACCCCUGGCAACCUUACCAGCAACAUCUUGUUCAGCAGAAAGGUCAUUCUCGUGCUUGAGAAGACUCAAGACUUACCUUAGAUCUACUAUGGAUCAGGAUAGGGUCUCAGCAUUAGGACUUCUCUGCAUUGAGAGAGGUUAUGUCGGCAGGAUAGAUAUCGAACACCAUAAAAGUUGUAUUUGGCAAACGAAAGGGAAGGGACAAAAUGUUCUUUUAAUUUAUCUCUAA
This is a messenger RNA of Macrobrachium nipponense, 657 nucleotides long. RefSeq names its product zinc finger MYM-type protein 1-like. The record is from RefSeq and is a predicted model, not a curated record. Lineage: Eukaryota; Metazoa; Arthropoda; Malacostraca; Decapoda; Palaemonidae. Gene Ontology annotation, molecular function: protein dimerization activity. Bases 1 to 657 code for a protein of 218 amino acids. The transcript has a single exon.